AUGGCUUUUUGUUUCGUUAAAGAUGUAACUAGCAAUUUGUUGCUUGCUGCAUUUCCUGGUAGCAAUGUUUUGGUUCUCGAUGUGAAUCAGCUGGUUUUCCCGAGAUGCAGCUCCUUCGACCUCGCCUCGCAAACGGACUUCAAGCUCACCCGCCGCGUCGGGAGCGACCCGCCCAGGCCUGCCGGCCAGGAGGUGUGGGCCGGCACGCUGUCUCGUGGAGGUGGUGGCGGCGCGGCCAAGCGGUGCAAGCACCGGGUGGCAGUGAAGAGGGUGCCCCUGCCCGCAGGGGACGGGCUCCAGGUUGUUCAGGAGGAGGUGAAGUGGCUGAGGUGCGCCUCCACAUGGUGUCGGAACGUGUGCGCAUUCCAUGGUGUUGUCAGGGUCGGCGGCCACGUCUGUUUCGUCAUGGAUCGCCAUGUUGGGUCUGUGCAGGCCGAGAUGCGGCAGAAUGGUGGACUUCUCACGCUGGAGCAAAUUCUCAGUGAUUGCCUUGUUAAUGGCGUUAUGCGUUUUGAUUUUGUUGGUGCUGAUAGCUGCUUUGUUUGCUUAGCUUCUAUUGUUGUAAGGAAGGAAAUUUAUGAAGUGCUGUGGUUUUCCCGCUAA
Miscanthus lutarioriparius is the source of this 603-nucleotide messenger RNA. Lineage: Eukaryota; Viridiplantae; Streptophyta; Magnoliopsida; Poales; Poaceae. The record is from the annotation of a GenBank genome assembly.